GAUGUCUUCCAGCUUUUCACAUUGCACGAUAUCUCCUUCGAUUUCUGUUCUAUUUCCGCCCUCCUUUAUUUCAUGUCCUACUUGAUGGAUCUUCGAUUCCCUUGUUUGACGGUCCCACGUGGUCCCACGUGAUGGCCUAUCUUAUUGCCGAGGUUGCAUGGACGGAAGUGUGGAUAUGCGACUAAUCCAUCCUCCCAUUUGAUUCCUCAAAGCGAACUUCGGUUGGCUAAACAGGCAAAUCUAUCGCCAUGCAAAUAAGACAGAAAAAGAAAAGCAGGAUGGGUCCCUGUUCCUCAACUGCGCCUAUUCAUCGACUGCACUGCGCAACAGAUACUAUAUAGAAAUGUCACCUCCACAUUCCGAACUCUUCGAGGAAGCGAUCAAGGUCACUCCUCUGACUUCGCAUACAUACUCGGCGCAUUUACACAAGGACUGGUGUAUCGGAAAUGGUAACUUGAAAUGUUUCCUUUGGUUCGUGCAUGAUCAUCAUUAACCUCGAUUUAGUCCCCCAUGGAGGUUAUACGGCAGCCAUCCUCUACCGCCUGGCCACCACGCAUUUCGCUCGAUCCGAUGCGUCGCCCUACCGAUCUAAACCCGUCCUACCGAUCUCCUUUCAAUUAACCUUUGUACGGGCGACACAAGUCGGACCGGCCACGUUAUCCGUUGAAGACGUCAAAUUCGGCGCGCGAACGAGUACUAUUCAAGUAACGCUUUCGCAGGAUGCAGCGUCCAAAGGACCGCAAACUAAAGCGGUGGGAUACAUAACGGUCAGUCCGGCGGAGGCAGAUCAGGAAGGCCCUGUGGUGAGCGGGAAUUCGACCCUGCAGCCAAUCCCACCGCCAGGUUCAAAACCGGACGGCGGGAUCGAUUUUGCUACCCUGGCGGAACAGGGUAGAGAUGGUCCAUGGACACGAUUCCCCGCAAUUCCCGCAAUGGCAGUCUCUCAGCAUUUGGAGCUCUUUGGAGCUCUACCGCCAUCCACUGUGCAGGAGCGCAUCAAUACCACCGUGGAUCAGUGGGCGCGGUUUCGUCCCGGUGGCCAGACUCCUGCCCGAUGGACAGACGAGGCGGUAAUGUGCUUACUCGAUCUGUUUCCGAUGGCGUUGGAUAGACUGGGUGCCAUGGCAACCUCCGCCUGGGCUAGCACCCACGACCCAGAAGACAAACAGAGCCGUCCACCGGGUCCCUUCUGGUUCCCUACGGUGGCUUUCAACGUGGAUUUAAAAAAAUCCCUCCCUCCCGACGGAGCUGGCUGGUUACAUAGCCGUGUGGUCACAAAAUCCUUUCGCGCCGGACGGGCUGACCUUGGCGUGGAGAUCUUUGACCAGAAUGGAGAGUUGGUCGCCAUCAGCUCCCAGGUUUGUAUGGUGGUCGGAUACGAGCGAAAUUUGAAGAAUGGGAAGCGCACCCAGCCGGCGCAAGGGAAAUUGUAAAGUAAGUAGAUUAGACAAUAGAUGUGCUAGAUACCACGCUAGAAUGAUCUCACUUUUGCCGCCUUAUCAUCACGUAUUUGGUUGAGGAUUCUCACUCUUAUCCUUCGAGACCAUCAUGUUCGUGCGGUAGACACAAGACAGACGAUCGCACAACUUCCAUGGUGUAGGACGACCCAUGCAACAGACUUCGGAGAAAACAAGAACAAACAAAUUUUAAGUGAAUAUCUGUCAAAUUUCCGCCAAGGCUUCACUUAUGGCUUCGACGUGGUGUUGGUGUUGGCCACGUCGAAGGAACCCACUUGGGGGUAAAAAAAGAAACGGUGGUCCAUGCUGUCGAUUCGUAUUCGUACCCGCUGCCAAAUCGGUCCAUCUGAGCCAUCAUGCAGGCAACAGGACCAUCUUUUAUCUUCUGCAGAAUGUGCAGACAUCUUCUGGACCUUUUGAAAUCCGAAUGUCCCAUAUUAUUUGUGUUUCUGCCAUAUCUUACAAGGCAGAUACAUCAUGACCAUCAUCCGGUUAACAAUUCCUUCCCUGCAGGCUUAUGAAGUUGUCAGCCUUCAGAGGACACAAGAUGAAUUACUGGAGUCAGGGUUGAAG
This is a messenger RNA of Aspergillus pseudonomiae, 2030 nucleotides long. RefSeq names its product thioesterase family protein. The transcript has a single exon. Lineage: Eukaryota; Fungi; Ascomycota; Eurotiomycetes; Eurotiales; Aspergillaceae. The record is from RefSeq and is a predicted model, not a curated record. Bases 480 to 1433 code for a protein of 317 amino acids.